This is a messenger RNA of Ceratotherium simum simum (southern white rhinoceros), 1844 nucleotides long. The record is from RefSeq and is a predicted model, not a curated record. Lineage: Eukaryota; Metazoa; Chordata; Mammalia; Perissodactyla; Rhinocerotidae.
UUUCUCCGUUUAGGUGUGAAGAGAAAAAAUGACAUUCCAGUGGGUGGCGGUUGCAACCUUUCUUUACGCUGAAGUAGGACUCAUUUUAAUCUUCUGUCUACCUUUUAUUCCUCCUCAGAGAUGGCAGAAGAUUUUUUCAUUUAACGUGUGGGGUAAAAUUGCAACUUUCUGGAACAAGGCUUUCCUUACUAUUAUAGUCCUGUUAAUUGUUCUCUUUCUAGAUGCUGUGAGAGAAGUAAGGAAAUACUCCUCUACUCCUGCCAUUGAAAGGAGCUCAACCAACAGACCUAGUGUUUAUGAACAUACACAGAUGAAACUUUUUAGGUCUCAAAGAAAUCUUUACAUUUCCGGAUUUUCAUUAUUUUUUUGGUUAGUAUUGAGACGUCUGGUUACCCUUAUUACUCAGCUGGCAAAAGAAUUGUCAAACAAAGGAGUACUUAAAACUCAAGCAGAAAAUACUAACGAGGCUGCCAGAAAAUUCAUGGCAGAGAAUGAAAAACUAAAACGGCUCUUGAAAAGCUAUGGCAAGGAAGAGGAACACAUUUUGGAAGCAGAAAAUAAAAAACUAGUAGAAGAACAGGAAAAACUGAAAACUGAAUUAAAGAAGACUUCAGAUGGUAACUCCCUUUCUAAGGCACAAAAUGACGUGAUGACAUUGAAGAUGCAAUCAGAGAGACUUUCAAAAGAAUACGACCGACUCCUGAAAGAACACUCAAAACUUCAGGAUCAUUCAGGAAAAGACAGUAAGAAAGGCCUGUGAACUUUAUCAAAGAAGAUUGUGAUACACCGUGUCAAGAUGAUAAAUUUAUCAUGUUAGCCUUUAGAAAACUUAAAUUUAAAAUUCAGAUCAGAAAAAUGUACUGUCUAUGACUGGCCAAUAAUUUUUUAAUGUCACAUAUAGGCUGUAUCAUAAUGGCAUUAUCACAAUAUUUGAUGAUGUUUCAGAUAUAUUGUAAAGUCUAUAUUCCAGCUCUUAAGAAAAAUAUAAGCAGGGUAAACACCUUAUUUACGUAUGGAUAGUAACAGCAAAUUUGUUACAAUAAAAGGAAAAUUUCAUUAGCCAGUUACUUCCAAAAUUAGAUUUUUAAGUUGCAUGAAACCAUUAAUACCCUUAAAAGUUUUGAUGAGUUUCCAGGAAUAAUUAUAUUCUAUUUAAUCAGAUGAUGAUAAUGAUGAUAUAUUUGAAAAUAGUAUUCAGUAUCAGCAAAUUUAUUCAAGAGUUUAAAUAAGGAUAAAUGUUCAGAAUUAGCCACUAUAUUUAUAAGGAAGAGUCAGAAAGAGCAAACGAAACAAUGACCUUAGUUGUUUUUUUAUGCCACCUACUACUGUGGUUUUACUCUCAUAAGACAGCUCUGUUGAUAAUUAUAUUUUUGUUACUGUGCUUCUGCACCUGUUGGACGGAUUUUGUUGACAUUUGUGUUAAUAACAUAUAAUUAGUAAACAUUCUACCUUGUCAGGUUCAUCUAGUAGUGGAGUUGAUAUCUAUUUGUAUAAUUGCCAUAGCACUGAACUGAAAUGAUUUUACAACAAUGUGGAAUUCUUGACUUAGAAAGUUAAUGUAUAACAUAUCCAAAAAGCAGUGUUUCCCCUUGCUGUGAGAGUUAUUACUUAUACAGAUAUUACCUCAAAUAUGCAUACACUGGUGUCACAGUUUCUCUGAGAUGUUUCUGUAUUCUGAAAGCUAAAUAUUAAAUGCUAUUUUUCCAUUCAAAUGUUCAUUUAGAAUUUCCUUAGAAGAUGAUAAUGAUUGUAAUAUUAAUAUGAUUUCGGUUGUUCCAGUGUCCAGAUGAAAAUCAUCUUCCUUGUCUCAUAAAAACCUAAAUAUAAAGGAAAAUGGAAAAUAA